Echinococcus granulosus is the source of this 1101-nucleotide messenger RNA. Its product is annotated as Severin. Bases 1 to 1101 code for a protein of 366 amino acids. NCBI's taxonomy places the organism in Eukaryota, Metazoa, Platyhelminthes, Cestoda, Cyclophyllidea, Taeniidae. The record is from RefSeq and is a predicted model, not a curated record. Gene Ontology annotation, molecular function: actin filament binding. The transcript has 9 exons.
AUGGCGGGUCUUGUGAAAGCUAAGGACUAUGACUGGAAAGACUCAAACAUGGAGCUUUUCGGCUCCUCAAAGGAUAGGCAGGUAAAAAAGGAGUCCGCGAUGACGGAGAAGUGUUGGGAGCCUGUUGGCAGAGCAACGUCGCCCUUCCUCAUGGUCUGGCGUGUCAAUCAAUUUACCCUCGAGCCGGUGCCCAGUGAUGAAAUUGGGAAUUUCUACAAUGGCGAUUCCUACGUCAUCUGCAAGGCAACGAGAAGCCCUGGUGGUGACAAGCUGCUCUACAAUGUCCAUUUCUGGAUUGGCAAGCACAGCACAGCUGAUGAAUACGGUACCGCUGCCUACAAGACUGUCGAAUUGGACACCUUCCUCGAUGAUGCUGCCGUCCAACAUCGCGAGGUCGAAGGCUACGAGUCGCAACUCUUCAAGAGCUACUUUGACAAGCUUGUCAUCCUAAAGGGUGGCUACGCCUCCGGUUUCCGCCAUGUAAAGCCAGACGAGUACAGGCCACGUUUGUUGCGCUUCUGCAAGGAAGGUAAAACCACCUAUAUGCGCCAGGUGGCCUUCAGCAAGCAAUCCGUCCACUCUGGUGACGUCUUCAUUCUGGACCUGGGCAGCCGGGCCUAUCAGUUUAACGGCUCCAAGUGCUCUGCUUUUGAGAAGAGCUCGGCUGCAGCUUUUCUGCAGGAUUUGGAGAGCAAGCGUAAUGGACGCUGCAAUACUUCCGUCUUGGAUGAAGCCGACACACCACAGGAUCACGAAUUCUGGACUGCGCUACCCGAUGUACCUGUGAAAGAGCUAGAACCUCCCAAAGAAGUUAUCAAGUCGCUCUACAAGUUGUCUGACUCUAGUGGAAAAUUGGAGUUGACGAUUGUGAGCGAGGGAUCGGCUUCCAAGCAUGACAUUAAGCCCGACGAUGUCUACAUAAUCCUCACCAAGGAGGGUCUCUUCGUCUACAUAGGCAAGGAUUGCUCUGUUUUGGAGAAGAGAAACGCUCUUUCUAAUGCCCACAAAUUCUUACAGACCUGCCCCAACCCUUUCUUGCCCAUCACCGUUGUGACUGAUGAGCAGGCAGAAUCAUUCCUAAAGGGCAUUUGGGAUGAGUAG